AUGCCUACCAUGCGUCACGUCACCGAUGCCGACAUCGGGUACUGGCCGGACCUAGCCAAAUACAUAACUGCAUAUGCACCCUAUACACCCAAGCCGGAGAACUGGACGCCUGUCCACAUCAGCCUGGAGUGUCUAGUCUGCCGGAGUGGACAGCUGAAGCUCCCCUCGUGGGUGACCGACCCAGAUAAAAUGACAGAAUCAUCCGAGGAACUAUGCGUCCUGCCGUGCGGCCACUUCCUGGGCUUCGAUUGCAUGCAGAUGUGUGUGGCGCAGUCAGAAGCAGAUGGCCGCACGCCGAGCUGUCCAAAAUGCAGACUGGAGCUCACCUACACUAAAUGCAAGCACGAGAUACCCCUGAGAGCAGUCCCGGAGCUGGAUGCGGAUCCGAGAAAUGUUGUGCAAAACCAAGUCCCGUACGCCCGAACACACAGGCUUCGCGAAGCCGGUAGCGAGAACGACAUUCGGUUCAAGGAUACCGCCACCUGGAAUGAUCGCCAUAUCGAUGGUACCGGUGAGACCGUUGCAUACAGCGUGGUGAUCGGAUCGCACUGCCAGUCUUGCGAGAAGGAGCUAUUGUUGAAGAAACUCUCAGACCUUUGGCAUACCUUUUUCCGCAGAGAUAUCAGUGCGUUCAAAGAUGAUCUCGCCGGCUACGAGGCUGCAUACAGUGGCGAUGAACAUGGAACAAAUGAGCUUCGCAGGUUGGUAGGUACGAACUGGUCUAGACUGCAGGACAAACUCGCGCAGUGGUGA
Anthostomella pinea is the source of this 753-nucleotide messenger RNA. The record is from the annotation of a GenBank genome assembly. Lineage: Eukaryota; Fungi; Ascomycota; Sordariomycetes; Xylariales; Xylariaceae.